Penicillium verhagenii is the source of this 1125-nucleotide messenger RNA. Its product is annotated as glycoside hydrolase family 28 protein. Lineage: Eukaryota; Fungi; Ascomycota; Eurotiomycetes; Eurotiales; Aspergillaceae. Gene Ontology annotation, cellular component: extracellular region. The transcript has 4 exons. Gene Ontology annotation, molecular function: polygalacturonase activity. The coding region runs from base 1 to 1125 and encodes 374 amino acids. Gene Ontology annotation, biological process: pectin catabolic process. The record is from RefSeq and is a predicted model, not a curated record.
AUGAUUAUCGGUCUUAAGCUUGGCUUGGCCGGUCUGCUUGGCGCUGCCGCCGUCCACGCCGCCCCGGCUCCCACUCGUGCAUCUGAAAUUGAGCAGCGCUCUUCCACUUGCACUUUCUCCGGCUCCAAGGGUGCCGCCUCUGCCAUCAAGUCCAAGGCUUCUUGUUCGACCAUCGUCCUCUCCUCCGUUGCUGUCCCGGCCGGAACUACCCUUGAUCUUACUGGUCUGACAAAGGGAACGACUGUCAUUUUCGAAGGUGAAACCACCUUCGGCUACAAGGAGUGGUCCGGUCCCCUGGUCUCGGUUUCCGGAACCGACAUCACUGUCAAGGGAGCAUCCGGAGCUGUCCUCAACGGCGAUGGCUCCCGCUGGUGGGACGGAGAGGGAACCAACGGCGGCAAGACCAAGCCCAAGUUCUUCUAUGCCCACAAGAUGAUCAGCUCUACGAUCGAAGACAUCUACAUCAAGAACUCCCCUGUCCAGGUUUUCAGCAUCAACGGUGCUAGCGAUCUCACUCUGAGCGGUAUCACUGUCAACAACGCCGACGGUGACGCAAACGGUGGCCACAACACCGAUGCUUUCGACAUUGGCGAGAGCACCGGUGUCUACAUCACCAACCCCACCGUCCACAACCAGGACGAUUGCUUGGCCGUCAACUCUGGCUCGGACAUCUCCUUCACUGGAGCUUCUUGCACCGGAGGACACGGAAUCUCCAUCGGAUCUGUUGGUGGGCGCUCCGAUAACACCGUCGAUAACGUCACCAUCGAGAACUGCAGCAUCAAGGACUCCCAGAAUGGUGUUCGCAUCAAGACCGUCUACGGAGCCACCGGUUCCGUCAAGGACGUCACUUACAAGGACAUCACUCUUUCUGGAAUUUCCAAGUACGGCAUCGUUGUUGAGCAGGACUACAAGAACGGCAGCCCCACUGGUACUCCUACCAGUGGUGUCCCUAUCACCGGCCUUACCGUGAGCAAUGUCAAGGGUACUGUUGAGAGCAGCGCGACUGAUAUCUACGUUCUGUGCGCCUCUGGUGCUUGCUCUGACUGGACUUGGAGCGGCGUCAGCGUCUCCGGUGGAAAGAAGAGCAGCAAGUGCAAGAACGUUCCCAGCAGCGCUAGCUGCUAG